GGUGGUGGCAGCACUCGUAGCAGCUUUCACACUCCUUAUCCAGCAGUGUUGGUGGGUGAUAUGUGCUGUGAAGGCUUUUGUGUGCUGUGAAGACUGUUGUGUGCUGUGUGACGUGCUGUGAAGGCUGUCGUGUGCUGUGAAUGGCUUUCAGGUCCCCGUGGUGCGUAAGGACUCUUGUGGGAGAGAACUUUCGUGAAGUCAAUCCACUGCGAGUAUCGUUUGCUUUAAGAGCUGCCUUCUCUGAGGGUCAAUUGCUGUGAGGAUGAGGGUUCUGGCAGUGUCGUCAAGGCUGGGGCUGGCUCUACUGCUGAUCCUUCAGACUGUGACUGCAGAGGUAGAGAGGUGUGAGGCAGCAGCCAAGUGUAGCAGGCAUGAAAGUGGCUCACAUAUGACCCAUGCAGAUGGGCGUCGAGAGGAUGCUAACCAAACGGGCAACAGACGCAGGAGGAUAUCGAGAGGAUGGAGGCAAACGGACGACAGGCGUAGGGGACGCCGGGGUGAAGGAGCCGACCCGACGUUAGAAGCUGAAGAACGCCGAAGGGAUGGAGUCAAACGGAUGUCAGAACAUGAUAAAAGUCGAGGAGCUGGAGCAGAAAGGAUGUCAGGUGAUAAGGAGGGAAGUCAAGACCACCGCUCCGAGUACAAGAGGGAGAAACGGCUCCAUAAACAGAACGUGAAACACAGAGAGCAAAGGGAAGACCAGAACGGGAAGAAACGGGAAAAACACUGAAUAAGAAGAAUAACGAGAAGAGGAAAGACAGAAAGGAGACGAGUGAAGUGCGUAAUAGGAAAGGGAAAAAGAAUGUAUAUAAUCACAAGGUAGAGCGAGGGAGGGAGACCAGGAAUAGGGAAGAACGAGUAGAUGAUAUAUGGGUAGAGGAAGGAAGGGGUAAGAAGUACAAGAGGGGUAUUAAUGAGAAAAAAGAAAGAAAGGAGAGAAAGAAAAAUAAUGAUGAAAAUAAGAGGAUGGAAGAGCACAAUGAAAUUCAGUGAUAAACAUAAAAACAAUAAAGACAAAAUAAGGAAUAAUGAGCAUAAACGUAGAGAGAGAGACAGCCAAAGCGACAAGGAGAAGAAGGCUGAUAAAAAGCACAAAGAUAAAUAUAACAAUAAAAGGAAAAGUGAUAGAAAUAAGGAAACCCGAAAAAGGCAAAAUAAAUUCAUAUAAAGACGUGGACAAACUCAGCAAAGAUAAUGAUCAACGUCAAAGGAACAAGAGAGAUGUAGAAAGGGACACGAAAACGGAGAAAGUAAAAGAAAGCACAAAGAAUAAAGAUGCUCGGAAGAACAAGACUCCAGGGACCGACACUCAUAAAACAAAACAGAAAGCGAGUCAGACUACAUUCAAGGGGUAACUGAGGGAACCGGUCAGGAAGACCCAGCUCAUGUCGCAACUGAAAAACAUAUCAGUCUUGGAAAAUCAGUAACUGAGGAGACAACAACGACAGAGUACAUAACAGUGAAGCACAUACCAACGAAACCACAUGGAAGUAUGGAAAACAGCGCAGUUGCUGAUGACGGCGUCGAUGCUGGAGGUAAUGACCCUGAAACUGUCGUAGAAUUUAACUCGUCGGAACUACUGGGAGGAGAGACGAUAGUAGAUACUGUGACGGAGAGCAAGGACGAGAAAGAAUUACGAUCCACGGAAGCGCAGGGUCAAGAUGGCAUUGAACAGGAGCUGGGAAUAUUUGCAAGUGUAGGAAAAGACAAAGAAAUUGGAGGUGAAAAAGUGCAUACGAAAGUUGAGGUACGAAGGAAGAUGAAGAAAUAUCUGGAAAUAAACAAGACGGAGGAAGAAAAGAGGAAGGACUGAACACUAAUGAGGAGAAUUCUGUGCCACAAGCGAUACCAGGAAUCUCGGAGACAGACCUGGGCACCAAUAUCACUGAUGGUACCGCCCAGGAGGCCGACCAGGAUGGUGCCACACAAGACGGCGAGGCUCCAGGACAAGAUGAACGACAGUAGUGAAUAAAGUUAUCUUAUGUAACAGUGAAAAAUAUAACUGAUUGUC
This is a messenger RNA of Cherax quadricarinatus, 2011 nucleotides long. Its product is annotated as splicing regulatory glutamine/lysine-rich protein 1. NCBI's taxonomy places the organism in Eukaryota, Metazoa, Arthropoda, Malacostraca, Decapoda, Parastacidae. The record is from RefSeq and is a predicted model, not a curated record.